UUCUGCUUUUACAUGCAGGCGCCCAGAAUGGAGUAAGCGAGAUCCGCGGAGCGAAGGGGAGAAAGAGUUUCGGGCUGGAGGAGGAGGGAGAGGGAGGCAGGCAGGCAGGCAAGCCAGGCAGCCGAGCAAGCGGUGGUUCUUUCUCAAGGCAGGACCUCGUCGGAGGAAGCCAGAGAAAGCGGCGCAAGAAUGCCCUAAGGGCAGGGGGUUGGUGCCGCGCUGCCGCCGCCGCCGCCGUCGGUGAAGACGAAGCGCCAAGUGCCUCUGGAAGCUGCCCGUCGCCCGCUGCCCCGCGUCCCGACCGAGCUUGUCAAUGGAGCUGGAGAAUAUAGUGGCCAACACGGUUUUGCUCAAAGCCAGAGAAGGAGGUGGAGGAAAGCGCAAAGGUAAAAGCAAAAAAUGGAAGGAAAUCCUGAAGUUUCCUCAUAUUAGCCAGUGUGAAGAUCUUCGAAGAACAAUAGAGAGAGAUUACUACAGUUUAUGUGACAAGCAACCAAUAGGAAGAUAUCUCUUUCGGCAGUUCUGUGAGACUCGUCUGGAGCUGGAAUGCUGUAUUAAGUUUCUUGAUUCAGUG
Messenger RNA from Thamnophis sirtalis, 574 nucleotides. NCBI's taxonomy places the organism in Eukaryota, Metazoa, Chordata, Lepidosauria, Squamata, Natricidae. The record is from RefSeq and is a predicted model, not a curated record.